GCCCCACCGGCGCGGGGCGGGGGAGGGAGGAGCCAGCGCGGCCGCCGCCUCUGCCGGAGGAGCCGCGGGGCCGCCACACUCGCCCCCCGCCCCCCCGCGCUCACUCGCACUCACACCCGGGCGCAGGCGGCGGGCGGCCCGGGCCCCAGCGGCCCCCGAUGGACGGCGCCGGCACGGGGCGCUGAGACCCCCGCCUAGCUGCCCUGCCCGGCCCCGCGCGCCACGCCGAGGACCCUCUGGACAGGACCAGACUCCACGGCUCCCGCCCAGCCCAGGACCACCCCUCACCUCACCCGCCGCCCAGCCCUGCCACCUGCCACUCCCUCCCUGGCCCCUCUCACCGCCCAACCCCCCUUUGGGGCACAGGGUACGGUGUGACAGGCCAAGUGCUGAGGCGGGGGCCAUGGGUGCUGUGCCCUAGGGCCUGGGUGGUUAGGGGUUGGGCAGUCUGGGUGUGCCGGGGGGGCCCUGUGUGCCCACCCGUCUCUUGGCGUGCUGGAGGGCAUCGUGGAUGGAAUUGAAGUGAAUGGAACAGAAGCCAAGCAAGGUGGAGUGUGGGUCAGACCCAGAGGAGAACAGUGCCAGGUCACCAGAUGGAAAACGGAAAAGAAAGAACGGCCAAUGUUCCCUGAAAACCAGCAUGUCAGGGUAUAUCCCUAGUUACCUGGACAAAGACGAGCAGUGUGUCGUAUGUGGGGACAAGGCGACCGGUUAUCACUACCGCUGCAUCACCUGUGAGGGCUGCAAGGGUUUCUUCCGCCGCACAAUCCAGAAGAACCUCCAUCCUACCUACUCGUGCAAGUAUGACAGUUGCUGUGUCAUCGACAAGAUCACCCGGAACCAGUGCCAGCUCUGCCGCUUCAAGAAGUGCAUCGCUGUGGGCAUGGCCAUGGACUUGGUUCUAGACGACUCGAAGCGGGUGGCCAAGCGGCGGCUGAUCGAGCAGAACCGGGAGCGGCGCCGCAAGGAGGAGAUGUUCCGCUCCCUGCAGCAGCGCCCCGAGCCCACGCCCGAGGAGUGGGACCUGAUCCACGUGGCCACCGAGGCCCACCGCAGCACAAAUGCCCAGGGCAGCCACUGGAAGCAGAGGCGCAAGUUCCUGCCCGAUGACAUUGGCCAGUCACCCAUCGUCUCCAUGCCGGACGGAGACAAGGUGGACCUCGAGGCCUUCAGCGAGUUCACCAAGAUCAUCACCCCGGCCAUCACCCGCGUGGUGGACUUUGCCAAAAAACUGCCCAUGUUCUCCGAGCUGCCUUGCGAAGACCAGAUCAUCCUCCUGAAGGGGUGCUGCAUGGAGAUCAUGUCGCUGCGGGCGGCCGUCCGCUAUGACCCCGAGAGCGACACCCUGACGCUCAGCGGGGAGAUGGCCGUCAAGCGGGAGCAGCUCAAGAACGGCGGCCUGGGCGUGGUCUCCGACGCCAUCUUCGAACUGGGCAAGUCACUCUCUGCCUUUAACCUGGACGACACGGAAGUGGCUCUGCUGCAGGCUGUGCUGCUAAUGUCAACAGACCGCUCGGGCCUGCUGUGCGUGGACAAGAUCGAGAAGAGUCAGGAGGCAUACCUGCUGGCGUUCGAGCACUACGUCAACCACCGCAAACACAACAUUCCGCACUUCUGGCCCAAGCUGCUGAUGAAGGUGACUGACCUCCGCAUGAUCGGGGCCUGCCACGCCAGCCGCUUCCUCCACAUGAAAGUCGAGUGCCCCACCGAACUCUUCCCCCCACUCUUCCUCGAGGUCUUUGAGGAUCAGGAAGUCUAAAGCCUCAGACGGCCAGAGGGUGUGCGGAGCUGGUGGGGAGGAGCCUGGAGAGAAGGGGCAGAGCUGGGGGCUGAGGGAGACCCCCCCCACACCUCUUCUCUCCUUCCUCUCGCCCUCGGAUAGAUUCAGCUCCCACACACACCCGCACUGCCCCCCGUCCCUCUCAGAGCCUGCAGCCCCGGGACAGGGCAAACCAAUGAACUUCCUAUGAAAAGGACAGUGUGGGAGGCGGGCGGGGGGAGCCGUGUCCUGCAGUGUCCAGGAUCCCGGCCUCCAAGAAGGUAGGGGAGGGGAGGGAGAACGCACAGGGCACGAGCCAUCCGGACCGUAGAGGGUCCGAGGAACCGUGGGGUGGGGGACGAUGCCCUCUACUCACCCCUGCGCCCCCCCCCCGAGAGAGCCCUCCCCCCCCGCCCGUGGCCGAGGUGCCCCUCCAGGCUGAGGGCUGCUCUGCCUCCCACAUGCCUGGGUGCCGAGGAAGGCUUGGCCUGGCUCCUCCACCGGAGGCUAAACACGAUAGUCAUUCUAACUGCACUUUGGAAACCAGGCACGGGGAGAAGAGACAUGAAGAAGAAGAAGAAAAAAAAAAAACCUAGACAGAGAGAAAAAGAAAAAAAAAAGAGAGAGAGAGAGCGAGAGAGAGAGAGAGAGAGAGCGAGAAAGCGUGCGCUUGAUAGAUGAUAUUAAGUUAUUAACUGAGGCUGGCCAGAGGGGAGGACCCCCCCCAACCACCCCCAAGCACUUUGAGAGCUGCCCCUCCUCCCCCCAAGUCAGAGAGAACUGUCCCCCUGCCCCCAAACCAGGGCCUCCCUCGAGGGUAGGGCUGCCGAUCAGAGCUGUGAGUCCACACACAGGGUCCUGGCCACCCCCUUGCCUUGCCCCUGCCCUCGGUGCCCCUUUGGCACGCUCGCCCCAGGACCCCCUCUGCUCUCUGCCACUCGUGCCCGCUGAGUUCCAUCUACCUCUCACGCUGGACGCCAGCUGGCCCCUCACCAGCCUGCCCUGCUGCCCACACAGCGACCCUUUCAAGUGCCCAGCCCCAGGGGCCUCCCCGUCCGCCCCCCACUUCUCCACCUGGACCCCCGCACGGGAGCCCAUGGCCCCCGCUCUGCCUCCUCCUCAUGUCCUGCAGUAUUAGCUCCAGUCCAGAUGCUGCACCGGGAGGGGGUGCGCUGCGCCCCCACCCCACGCAGACCCUGUCUCCCAUCUGGCUUCUGGGCGCUCUCCCCCCCCCCCUUGCCCUCCACCCCCCCACACCCAAUGCAGGUGGGGCAGGCAGGCACUGGACUGGGGGGCGCUUAGAUAAAUGGCACUUAGUUGGGGCCCCAGGAGAGGGGCUGGUUGGUGCUCCCCCUUCUCCCCCGGAAGCUCUUUAGGCCAGCUGCCCCUCCGCCCCUGGGGACUAACCCUCUUUUCUCUAAUUCAGGGACUUUGGCUUGAGCCCCUCCCCCCACCCUGGUGGGGAGCGCUCUGUUGGUCUGCACUGGGGGAGCCACCCCCCCCACCCCGCCACUCCUCCCGCCAUGGGCCCCAGCCCCCCUCUAGAGGAGGGGUGGAGAGGGUGGGGAGGGGAAAGGGCGGGCGGGACAGAGCAGACCAGAGGGCCCUGGGCUCAGGGCUGCGUGACGGCAGGGAUGGAAGGGUGGACGUAGAUGCCCCCCGGAAGCCAUGGGCAGUGGGGCAGGGUUGGGGGGAGGGUGCCAGGGCUUCCUGCGCUUUGCACUAUUGGGGCAAAAAUGUCUUAAGCGGUGGGGAACCUGCCACUCCAUCCUGACCCUCAGCCUGCCACAGCCCCCUCCACAUACACACACACACACACACACACGCACACGCACAUACAUGCACACACGCGCGCGCACACACACACACACACAUGCACGCACAGACGCACACCUGUGUGCUGGCAGGCCAUGCUGUGCUGCCUCUGGCUCCGCCCGUCCCCUCUGUCCAGGGUGGAGGGGAGGCUGCGGGCAGCCACUGUCACCUGUGCGUGUGCCUGCCCCGCCCCCAUGGACCCUGGGCCGCCAUGCUGUCUUUGUCUGUCUCUCUCCUCUCUCUCCUGGGGUUCUGAUUCCUGUAUUACUCGGGUCCCAGGCGUGAUCCCUUCUGUCCCUUCUGCCACCCCCAGAGGCCCAGUGGGUUCCUGACCCGUCCGCCCCCACCCACGUCCCUCCGUCCCUUUUCCCCCCCCAUCGCCAUUCUCAGCCAUGGCCUCUCCCAGGCCCUGGGGAGCCCCCCCACCCCGUCCUCGGAGCUGUGACCCCCCCGUGCCGCCCCCUCCCUCCCGGUGCCGUGGGGGGGUGCUUUCCUCUGCGUGAAUGUGUGCGUGAGUGCGCGUGGCGGGCGGGUGGGGGGGAGCCGGGCACUCAGGGGUGCCGUGCGCCUGCUCUCAAGGCAGCUGUCCCAGUCCCUGCUUCGGAAGUGGGGGACAGGGCCCCCUCCCCGGGGGGCCAUUGGUGCUAAUGAGGGGGACGGCCUUGACGCAGGUGCUCAGCACGCCUCCCCCGGUAUUGGCCCGGGCACUAGGGCAGGCAGGGUGGGGCAGAUGGUGCAGUAUUGGUGGGGGGAGACCCUGCUGGGAGUAGGAUGAGGGGGCCAGGCCAGGACAAGGGGGUGCCAGAGCCAUGACCACUAGCCCGCCCCCACCAUCGGCCUCUCCAUCUCAGUAUUCCCCUCCCAUCACUCAUAACACACAUACCUCAUCCAGCCACCUCCCUGCUCAGACCUGGGGAGGCGGGGGGAGCCCCGAACCCUUCCCCUGGGGGCGGGCCUGCAGGGCUGGGAGAGGGCAGGGCGAUGACAGACACGGCCGUGGGGGGGACUGUCAUUCCCGACCCCCCUGGGGGAGGGGGACUCUUCCCUGGAGGCCCUACUGAAUGUAUGAGAAGCUGGUGCUGGGGGGGCGGGGAGGGGGGGUUGCGGCCAGAAACAGGGAAGGAAGUAGGUCCCUUCCCCGGGGUGGGGUGGGACUGGUAGGGGUGACUGGGGGGGGCUUGUACUCCUGCCCCACGUUGACAAUCAGUAUGUCUGUUAUGUGCGAUUUUUCACCCCGUUGUGUUUUGGGUCAGGAUUUUAAAGAAAGAUAUUUUUAUGGUAAUUGUUGCUCGUCUAUUUUACUAUAUAUUUAUGUAAUAAAUAUAUGAUGAAAAUAAC
Messenger RNA from Sorex araneus (European shrew), 4912 nucleotides. It is a transcript of the gene THRA, whose product is annotated as thyroid hormone receptor alpha. The transcript is spliced from 9 exons. Bases 527 to 1759 code for a protein of 410 amino acids. Lineage: Eukaryota; Metazoa; Chordata; Mammalia; Eulipotyphla; Soricidae. Gene Ontology annotation, biological process: retinoic acid receptor signaling pathway; thyroid hormone receptor signaling pathway; negative regulation of transcription by RNA polymerase II. Gene Ontology annotation, molecular function: nuclear receptor activity; RNA polymerase II cis-regulatory region sequence-specific DNA binding; zinc ion binding. The record is from RefSeq and is a predicted model, not a curated record.